UCGGCCCAAUCUGGCAACCCGGAUGUGACAGUCAGUUCAAACAAACAUGGCGGACGCUGCACAGCCUGAACCGGAGCAGGAAUUGGAGAUCAAGAUCCAGGAAACGCGUCAGAGGUUUAAAAAUGAGUUCGUUCAAGACUGCAUGCAGAAGUACGACAGCAGAGAUGUUGAGCGACUGCUGAAAGACGACGCUCUGGUGGAGAGCUACCUGACCUGGAGGCACUUCGUGGUGGACGACACGCUCAAGAUGAUCGAUGAGAGUUUUCAGUGGAGAAAAGAGUUUCAGCUGAACGAUCUGACUGAGAGCAGCAUUCCCAGCUGGAUGUUUCAAACUGGAGCAGUUUAUCUUCACGGCUAUGACAAAGAAGGCAACAAACUCUUCUGGUUCAGAGUGAAGCUUCACGUUAAAGACACUAAGACGAUUCAGGACAAGAAGAAAUACGUGGCUUUCUGGCUGGAGCGCUACGUUAAGCGUGAACCCGGGAUGCCUCUAACUGUGGUCUUCGACAUGUCUGAGUCCGGCAUCAGCAACAUCGACAUGGACUUUGUGAAGUACGUCAUCAACUGCUUCAAAGUGUAUUAUCCCAAAUCACUGUCUAAAAUGAUCCUGUAUGAGAUGCCCUGGAUAAUGAACGCUGCGUGGAAAAUCGUUAAGACGUGGCUCGGCUCAGAGGCCAUCAGUAAGCUGAAAUUCGUCUCCAAGGGUGAAGUCCAGACCUACAUCGAUGCUGAACAUCUCCCUCCUCAUAUGGGAGGAACGGACCAGUUUAAAUACAGCUACCCGCCGCUCCCGGACGACGACUUCCAGUCCCCAAUGUGUGAGAACGGGCCGAUCGUUAGCGAGGAUGAAAGCGAGACAAAGGACACGGAGUCGGAGUGUAAAGAAAGUCUGGACUCCAGCUUCAACAUGGAACAAGCCGUCAAGAUCAGAAAGGUGAAUUUUGCAGAAGAAUCGGACAAAACCGAAAGUAAACUGAGAGGAGCCAGGAAACCUCUGACCACGUUUCAGGGCACUUUGCUGCAUGUCAGUCCAGCAGAGGAACUCAGUUUUGGCUUCAGAGAAACAGAGAAAAAGUGUCUCAUCAUCCUGAACAACAUCACCAAAAAUCAAGUGGCCUUUAAGGUACGAACAACGGCGCCAGAAAAAUACCGUGUUAAGCCAAGCAGUAGCAUCUGUGAGCCUGGUGCUAAUGUAGACAUUUUAGUUUCAUUACAUGGAGGCUUCCAGGCUUCUCCUCAGGACAGGUUCUUGAUCAUGGCAGCUGAGAUGGAGCCAAACUCUGGAACAUCUGAUCUUUCUCAGUUCUGGAAAGAAGUAUCGAAAUCAAAAAUCAUGGAGCACAGGCUUCGGUGUCACGUUCUCGAGCCUCCUAAAUCUAUUCUGAGCAAUUCGAAUGACAGCAUUUCUGUCACUUCUGCUAACAGUACACAUGAUGUUCACACAGCACUCUCGCGGAUCAUGGCCACUAAUUCCCGUCUGGAACAGCAACUGGAGACGUGUUUAUGGGUACAGAAGGUUCUUCUUCUCAUGGUUUCAGUUCUGAUGGCUUUCAGUUUCUGCACCAUGUAUUCACUGUGGACCUCAUAGACUGGACAGAUUAGUAAAUAAAUCCAAUACAUGACCAAUAAGCUGCUGAGGAUCAGAGGAUCUGUAUGACAUCACAGGCUCCCGUGACGCCUCUGACCGAACUUAGCGGAGAAAUUCCUGUGAUCAAGAAUUUAUUACUCACGUAUUAGUAAUGUUAUUAACGAUGUAUUUUUUAUGACUCAUCAUGAAAUGUUUAAUUUAUAUCGGAUGCAGUGUAGCUUGUAUAGUAAUUAUUAAACAACAUCAUUUUUGUGAUCAAUGUAUAAAUCAAAGAAACAGGUUUAUAUAUUAAAAAAUAAAUCUUUUUGUUAA
Molecule: messenger RNA, 1900 nt
Organism: Hemibagrus wyckioides
Lineage: Eukaryota; Metazoa; Chordata; Actinopteri; Siluriformes; Bagridae
Gene: mospd2
Product: motile sperm domain containing 2
Exons: 15
Coding region: 47-1588 (513 amino acids)
Source: RefSeq, a predicted model, not a curated record